This is a messenger RNA of Heteronotia binoei (common prickly gecko), 2645 nucleotides long. It is a transcript of the gene CHM, whose product is annotated as CHM Rab escort protein. Lineage: Eukaryota; Metazoa; Chordata; Lepidosauria; Squamata; Gekkonidae. Gene Ontology annotation, molecular function: GDP-dissociation inhibitor activity. Gene Ontology annotation, biological process: vesicle-mediated transport; small GTPase-mediated signal transduction; intracellular protein transport. The transcript is spliced from 15 exons. Gene Ontology annotation, cellular component: nucleus; cytosol; cytoplasm. Bases 94 to 2097 code for a protein of 667 amino acids. The record is from RefSeq and is a predicted model, not a curated record.
GCCUCUGUCGCCAUCUCCUUUCGUCCAAGUUCGGGUGCUUGAAGCUUACGUGCGACCACACUUCCGCCAGGAAUCGACACGCCGUAGGGUCAUAUGAUUGACUCCUUUCCCCCUCCCAAGAUGGCGGAUAAGCUGCCUUCGGAGUUUGAUGUGGUGGUCAUAGGAACGGGUUUGCCUGAAUCUAUUGUGGCAGCUGCAUGUUCAAGAAGUGGCCAAAGAGUUCUGCAUCUGGAUUCGAGAGCUUACUAUGGAGGAAACUGGGCAAGUUUCAGUUUCUCAGGAUUAUUGUCCUGGAUAAAAGAGAACCAGGAAACGGCCAAGACUUGUGACGAAAGUGAAGCCUGGAAAGAACUGAUCCUUGAGAAUGAAGAAGGGAUUCCUCUUAGCAAGAAUGACCAAACCAUUCAGCAUGUUGAAGAGUUUUGCUAUGCCAGUCAGGAUUCAGCAGAAGACGUGGAAGAAGCUGGUGCGCUGCCCAAGUUCUCUGCCUCAGUUCCCCCCACCUCUAGCGAAGUUGUCGAGGAAGCUUGCGCUGCCACGGAUGAGGAGCACUUUCCUUUAGAGGGUCAAUCGUCAGGAGACAAAGGUGGAGAAGCCUCCCCAGAAAGUCCUGCUGGAAGCAAUGCAGAAUGUGCGGGCGACAGUGACAGUGUAGAAGUCAACUCUGUAGGAGAGGAACACGGUGGCACCAUAACCUCCGAUCAGUCAGUAUCAGGAACAGAAAACAACGAAUCUGCAUCAAUAACGGAUGCUACUGCUGAACCGAAGCAAAUUACUUACCCCCAAAUUGUUAAAGAAGGCAGGCGAUUUAAUAUUGAUUUAACUUCCAAGUUACUGUAUUCCCGAGGCCUGUUGAUCGACCUUCUGAUUAAGUCCAACGUUAGCCGAUAUGCUGAAUUUAAAAACGUCACCCGGAUUCUUGCGUUUCGAGAAAGGAGAGUGGAACAGGUCCCGUGUUCCAGAGCAGAUGUCUUCAGCAGCAAGCAGUUGUCCAUGGUGGAAAAGAGAAUGCUGAUGAGAUUCCUGACAUUUUGCCUGGACUAUGAAGAGCACCCAGAUGAAUAUCAAGCUCAGAAAGACUGUAAGUUUUCUGACUACUUGAAAACCCAGAAGUUGACUCCCAAUCUGCAGCAUUUCAUUUUGCAUUCCAUCGCCAUGGUCUCGGAGACAGACAGCUGCACCAUUGAAGGCUUGAAGGCCACACAGAAAUUUCUGCAGUGCCUUGGCCGCUACGGAAACACUCCAUUCCUGUUUCCUCUGUAUGGGCAAGGGGAGAUCCCGCAGUGCUUUUGCCGGAUGUGUGCCGUAUUUGGUGGUAUCUAUUGUCUGCACCAUCCCGUUCAGUGCCUUGUAGUGGACAAAGAAACCAGACGGUGUAAAGCAAUCAUAGAUCAUUUUGGUCAGAGGAUAAAUGCCAACUAUUUUGUUGUGGAAGACAGUUACCUUUCAGAGGAGACAUGGAGGAACGUGUGCUACAGGCAGAUCUCCCGAGCAGUUCUCAUUACCGAUCGAUCAAUACUGAAGACCGAUUCAGAUCAGCAGGUUUCCAUUUUGACUGUCCCACCCCUAGACCCAGGCCAGCCAACAGUUUGCGUCAUUGAGCUAUGUUCCUCGGCCAGGACAUGCAUGAAAGAUACAUAUCUGGUCCACUUAACUUGUUCAUCUAUCAAAACUGCUAAAGAAGACUUAGAACCUGUUGUGUGGCAGUUAUUCACCACAGGCACAGAAACAGAAAGUGAAAGUACAGAAGCUGGUGUGCAAAAGCCCCAAAUUCUCUGGUCAGUAUAUUUCAACGUGAGAGACUCAUCUGGCGUAGACAGGACUUCAUACGACAACUUGCCUUCCAAUGUCUAUGUGUGUUCUGGGCCGGAUGGUGCUUUAGACAAUGACUGCGCUGUCAUACAGGCCAAGGCUAUUUUUCAAGAGAUGCUUCCCAAUGAAGAAUUCUGCCCUCCACCUCCAAAUCCAGAAGAUAUUAUUUAUGAUGGAGAUGGGACUCAGCCAGAGGAUUCUGGAUUCAGCAGUGAGCCAGAAGCCAAACCAGAGACUUCAUCAGAACAGAGUAGUGAAGAGACUGAGGGACACCCUGAGGCAUGAGGUGACCCUGAAGCUCCUAAACUUGAUGAGCUCCAAAGAGAAGAACAAUGAAUAGACUGUCACACGCCUGUGUUGUCCCAGGGAUUCCAGUGGGACUCUUACACCUGUUUAAUAGCCUGAGCUGGGACAGGAAAGCCUUGUCCACAGUAACAAGCUUCAGCAUAUGACAUUUUUGUUGCAUUUUUUUUCUUGGAAAUACAUUUACCAUUUUGUGGAUAAGACGUUACUUCCUUCCACAGAAUCACAGUUUGCUGAAGCCAACAGCAGUGAAGCACGUAACUUGGUUUUCAUUACAACCAUAGCAGCAACAACAAAAAUACAAUUCCAUUCCCAGAAAGCAGCCAUUUAGGGUAGAUGAGAUGAGGGGAAAGUCAGCAUAUUUAGUGUUCUGGUAGCUCUACUUUGCCUGAAGAAAAUGUUCAAGUAUUAAGUUGUCUGUUUAGUUUGCCAUAAAGAAUAUCACCAAUGUGGCUUUGAAGCUCUGUUGUCGUAGAUUAUCUCCAGUAGACAUUCAGAAUAAAUUAGGUAUACUUGCCUUCUUUCAAGUA